Manis pentadactyla (Chinese pangolin) is the source of this 1165-nucleotide messenger RNA. It is a transcript of the gene MIOX, whose product is annotated as myo-inositol oxygenase. NCBI's taxonomy places the organism in Eukaryota, Metazoa, Chordata, Mammalia, Pholidota, Manidae. Gene Ontology annotation, molecular function: iron ion binding; inositol oxygenase activity. Gene Ontology annotation, biological process: inositol catabolic process. Gene Ontology annotation, cellular component: cytoplasm. The record is from RefSeq and is a predicted model, not a curated record. The coding region runs from base 112 to 993 and encodes 293 amino acids. The transcript has 10 exons.
GCCAAGGCUAAGGGGCUGGGUGGCGCCGGGUCACUUAUGUAACCUGUGGGCAUAUAUAGGGGUACACAGGCCUGAGGACCUGCCCACUUGCCGGCUCUGCACGGUCUCAGGAUGGAGGUGAUUGUGGGCCCAGACCCUUCUCUGGUCUACCGGCCUGAUGUGGACCCAGAGAGAGCCAAAGAGAAGGGCAGCUUCCGUGACUACACUUCUGGCCCUCUCCUGGACCGUGUCUUCACCACCUACAAGCUCAUGCACACUUGGCAGACUGUGGACUUCGUCAGGAAGAAGCAUGCCCAGUUUGGGGGCUUCUCCUACAAGAAAAUGACUGUCCUAGAAGCUGUGGACAUGCUGAAUGGGCUGGUGGAUGAGUCGGACCCAGAUGUGGACUUCCCCAACUCUUUCCAUGCCUUCCAGACUGCAGAGGGCAUCCGGAAAGCCCACCCUGACAAGGUCUGCCCUGCUCUCUCUUUCCCAGACUGGUUCCACCUUGUGGGGCUCCUGCAUGACCUGGGGAAGGUCCUGGCUCUGGCAGGGGAGCCCCAGUGGGCAGUCGUUGGAGACACCUUUCCGGUCGGCUGCCGUCCCCAGGCCUCCGUGGUUUUCUGUGACUCCACCUUCCAGGACAACCCUGACCUCCAGGAUCCUCGAUACAGCACAGAGCUCGGCAUGUAUCAGCCACACUGCGGGCUCAAGAACGUCCUGAUGUCGUGGGGCCAUGACGAGUACAUGUACCAGGUGAUGAAGUUCAACAAGUUCUCCCUCCCUCAAGAGGCCUUCUACAUGAUCCGAUUCCACUCCUUCUACCCAUGGCACACGGGCGGUGACUACAUGCAGCUCUGCAGCGAGCAGGACCUGGCCAUCCUGCCCUGGGUGCAGGAGUUCAACAAGUUUGACCUCUACACCAAGUGCCCCGACCUGCCGGACGUGGACAAGCUGCGGCCCUACUACCAGGGGCUCAUCGACAAGUACUGCCCUGGUGUCCUGAGCUGGUGACCAGCCUGCCCUCCUGGCCCAGGCCAGGCCCACUGCCCCAGGGUGACAGCCCUGUCAGUGCAGUGAUGACUUGUCCCCCAGCCUUGCUGGGAGACCCCAUAGCCCUCUUACGGCCAGCACUGGCCGCUCUGGCGGCCUCUCUGCCCAGUGACAAUAAAGGCCUUGAAGCAGC